Molecule: messenger RNA, 1281 nt
Organism: Scylla paramamosain (green mud crab)
Lineage: Eukaryota; Metazoa; Arthropoda; Malacostraca; Decapoda; Portunidae
Product: probable E3 ubiquitin-protein ligase HERC4
Exons: 8
Coding region: 788-1243 (151 amino acids)
Biological process (GO): protein polyubiquitination
Molecular function (GO): ubiquitin protein ligase activity
Source: RefSeq, a predicted model, not a curated record
AAGCGGUACAUUCCUUUCAGCUGGUGAUAAAAACUUUCUCUCGCUCUCCCUCGCUCUCCCUCACUCUCCCUCGCUCUCCCACGUCACGGAAGCAGUAAAAUAAAGCACAGGAGGAGGAAGUGAGAGGAUAAUGAAUUUUGGAUGUUUGUGAUACGUCAGAAGGUUUCACUCAUUUCCUGUCGAGAUGUUGAGCAACGGCAACCCUCCGAUCCGGCAGGCAAGUUGGCGGCAGCGAUGGCGGUGGCGGCGGCAGCGGUGGUGAGGUGGACGGCAGGGACAGAGGGGCAGUACAGGCUGCGGACAUCAAGGAGAAGAGGAACGCACGGACAAGCAAGGUGGCACUCGGCAGUCUGAUCCUGGACCUGCGCAGCUUGACGGUGGUGGUGCCUCUGUCUCCUGCUCUCCUUGACUAUUACCCCAAGCAUGACUCCAGCGGCUUGUAUUCCUCUGUGUGGUAAUAAGUCUGUGUGGCUUAUUACCAGCAUAUCAUCAGCGUCCCUGCAAGGUUCCAUUCUGUCUUGUCUGGUGGUAUGUGGGGCCUAAUGAUGAUGAUUCCUGCUUUCAUCCUCAUCGGGGCUAACGAGACCAACCUGGGGCUGUACUCUGGACUGACGCUGUAUGCCAUAGAGACCGGCGUGCCCUUGUGCCUCCCCUGCUGCGGCUGUUGUCCCUGGUCCACGGUCUGAACUUCCAAGCCGGCUGCCGAGUGGGGCGGUUGAACUACGACGACUUUUACAUCCCAGAAAUUGCAGAGAAAAUUGAUAUUAGGAAUGAUUACUUGAACUGGAUGAACAGCAGGCUUCACCCGAUGUCCAGGAGGGAGAGUCCAAUCCUGUUCUGUGAGUAUCCAUUCUUGUUCGACCCUCAGGCCAAGAUGCUGCUGCUCAGGUGUGACGCCACUCGGCAGGGCGAAUGUUUCCCAGACCACCCGGUCAUACGCACGUUCUGGGAAGUAUUUCACAAACUCUCCCUGGAGCAGAAGAAGUUGUUUUUGAAGUUCCUGACGGGCACUGACAGGGUUCCUAUUCUGGGCCUGAAGGCACUCAAGUUGAUGAUCCAAAGCACAGCAGACGACAGCUUCCUUCCGGUCGCGCACACCUGCAUCACCCAGACUGUGGAACGUCUUCGCGUCCUCCGUCCCUCACAUCAGGGGGAUGGAUACCCAGGACGUGAAGUUAACAGCACACCACUGGAGGGGCUCGUUCCCAACCCUCCUGCUAACAAUAUUAACAUAAGUCCAUAAAGAAUGUAUAUAUAUGUAUAUAUAUCUUUAUAUUUAUA